AUGGCGAGGCCCGCCAAGUGGGAGAAGCCGUGGGAGGCAGCGCGCUGGCCGCCCUUGGCCGUCCCCUCCGCCCACGCCACCUCCAUCACCGACGUGCCGCUCAAGAGCGCCACAGACGUCUGCCAGACCGUCGUCGCCGCCGCCAACGACGCCCUCGGCCAGCUAAGGGACUUCCUCAACAGAUACACGAAAGUGAUACACGGAAUGAAUUUUGAUCAAGUGGAUCGCCCAUGGAAAUCCCUUUACGUUGGGUGGCUGUACACUCCUGAAGAAGUACCAAAAAGUCUUGGAGAAACACUGAACUCAGAAUACUUUUAUAACAUUUCCCUAGACGCGGAGCUGGUGAAGACGUACAACCUGAUGCAAAGACACGCCGUGGCUCUGGAACAGCUGGCCUGGGACCACGAGGAGCUGCACACGCAGUUCGCUCAGGACUUUGAGGACACCGAGCACCACCUCCUCUGCGUGCUGGCGGCGCUGGACGUGGGCGUGCGCUUCCUACGGCUGGAGCAGCCGCGGCCCGUCGGCCGCGAGGCCAUGAGCUUCGGGUGCCGGCAGAUGCGCGGGCCCGCGGCGCGCAUGCGCGACUGGCUCAUCCUGCGCCACUACACCAACCUGCUAGAGUACGUCGCGCAGGUGUUCACCGGCCUGCAGGGGCACCCGGCCGCCAGGUUUAACUACUGA
Molecule: messenger RNA, 684 nt
Organism: Schistocerca serialis cubense
Lineage: Eukaryota; Metazoa; Arthropoda; Insecta; Orthoptera; Acrididae
Exons: 4
Coding region: 1-684 (227 amino acids)
Source: RefSeq, a predicted model, not a curated record